UGAAGAGCAGGGUCACAGAAAAAGACAGAAGAGAGUGAGCAUGCUGUGGGCUGCUCAUCAGCUUGAAAGCUAUAAAAUAUCCCCUCGUAUUCACAGCUUGCUAGCUGGGAAGGACAAAGGCUCACAGUACAGAUCAGCUAUUCUUUAUUGUCCCCAUUCUGGAGAGCUACAGCUUUUAUGGAAACCCUGAGUCAGCACCUGGAGUACCUUGGGCUCUGCGGAGAUGACCCAAAAGCUGAAGAUCAGAUCCUUGAAAGUCUGAACAGGAUUCUGCUGGCUCUUACUGAAGACAAGCAGAGAUCCCUCAGCCUACUCAGAGAGAGCGGAAUCUUCCUAACAUUGGCAAAAAUCCUGAAGGGCAAUCCACGAUGUGCAGUGAAAGCAGCCCAGGUGCUUUCAGAGAUAGCUAAGAAUGAGGAAAUGAAGAAACCAUGUAUUGAAGCAGAUUUGGUUCCAGUUUUGAUACCUUUGCUGGAGAGUACAGACCAAGAAAUGUUGCUGCAUGCUGGGAGGGCUAUUGGCCGUAUCUGUUAUGAUAAUCGGGAUCUUCAGGAAGAGCUGGUGAAGGCAGGAGUAACCACAUCGCUAGUCCGAAUAUUAACUGAUUAUGCAGACAGUGAGCCCCUUGUCCACGUUGAUCUACUGGCCUUAUGCAAUCUCGCAGACCUUGAUACAGCCAAGGAAGCUCUAAGCAAGACCAACAUUGCUGAACAGCUGGUGAGACAACUGAGAAGAGCAGCGAACCAUGAGAGGUUAGAAAUUGUGUUUGAGGUCCUGCAAGCACUUGCAGAAAAUGAUUCUCUGAAAGUGCAGCUGGUGGAGGCAGGGGUGCAAGAGGUGCUGUCCGAGAUCCUGCUGAGGCUCCAGGGUAGUUCACAAGCUGAAGACACAUGCAUUUUGAAGGCUGCAUCAGAUCUCAUUGUCUCUCUGCUGCUUGGAGAUGGCAACUGUGUACGAAUGGUACAGCUGGGAGUCAUAGAUCAGCUUCUAGAUCUUUUGGAGAAGCAUGUAGAGAGUGGGGACAUCUCUGUUCAACAUGCUGCACUCAGCGCACUUCGAAACCUUGCUAUACCAGUUGUUAACAAGGUUCAAGUGCUAGAGGAAGGUGUGGCAGAACGGAUUCAGGUACUUCUAAGAUCAGAGGUGCCUCCUGUGCAGCUUAAACUUCUUGGGACACUACGGAUGUUAGCAGAUGGUCAAGCCGACGCAGCUGAAAUCUUGGGCCAAGACCCCAUGCUGCUCAACAGACUUGUGCAGUGGUGCGAUGCCAACGACCACACCGGCAUUCAUGGAGAAGCAAAUCGGCUGCUAGCAUCCAUCAUGCAUCACAACAGAUCCCAAGAAGUGGUCAGAGCCAUCCAGGAGGCGCAAGGAGUGAAGCAUCUGGUUUCCAUGACAACAAGUAAACACGCUGCCAUGCAGAAUGAGGCUCUGAAUGCCUUGGCAAUAGCAUCUGCAAUCGAUUUAGAAACCCUUGAAGAAUCUUUUAAAGAAUCACAGUUAGUUCAAAGCUUACACAAACUUCUACAAGAUGAUAAUACAAGUCCUGAGGUGAAAUAUAAUUCAAUGGGUCUUUUGUGCAGUCUUCUUAAUUCAGGUGAUCUGAGACAAGAAAUAGAAGAGGACAAGAUUAAAGAAACCCUCGAACAACUCUGCAGUCACAGCAAUGCAAAUGUAGUCAAGGAAGCUGUCACAACAUUACAGGUUUUGAGAGGAGAGACACCCCACUAGCCUCCCUUCUUCCUCAUUGCAACCCUGCACUGCUGCUGCUGCAAAUGCAAUAAAAUGCCAGCUUAGUCAACCCUACCUUGCAUUUGUCAUGCUGCCACAUAACCAACACUACCAAAGCCCAGGUACAGUUCCUGCUUUUAAAGCUACACAUACAAAAAAAAAAAAAAAAAAAAGUCAUUUGCUCAUCUAUUUGGCCUACAGAUGCUUGUAUCACUGCUGCUCUUCACUGAGCUACUAACACGUGGCAGUAGGAAUGAGGGCUGUCAAGCAAGUGGUCUUAAACAUCACAUGAGAAGCAUCAGGCAAUUACCACUCGUGUAAAUACAUUUUAUACAUUAUAUUAUGCAACCUGAAACAAUGGGGUUUUACAUUAGUGAGAGCUGUAGCUUAAACAAUGCAAAGGGCUAAUUGCCACCAAUCCAAUCUCUGCACACUGCCACAAAACUAAAUGUAAACCAAUUCCCCCUUCAACUGCCAAUUUUAAAACUCACGUCCAAGUUUUUAACCUACUAGUGUCACAAGCUAUAUUCCUAAAUAUCUGAGGUCACAGUCUUGUUCUUUUCAAAGUUGCAGCUAUUGUAAUGCUGAAUGACACUCAGUAGAAGCAAAGUUUACAAGAAACUGCAGUCAACCUCCAUACAGUGCUUGGACAAGAUAGAAAUUAACGACAGUUACAAAUUACAAAGCGGACAUGUGAAGAUUUGGAGGCAGCUGGCAUUUCAUUAAGUUAUCUCCAGUAAGAAAACCUAGGUUUAACUUUAAAAAUUAAAAAACUGUAGUAUGAAAAAUGCCUCUGAACAUUUCUACAGAAACUUUUCUUAUUUAAAAAUGGUCACUUGACAAAAAAAGCUAACGGGAUCUAUUGCACAACGUGUUCUUAUGGGAACUUCCUGAAGCCAUUGCAAGCAUGUUGCAGAGUCCCACUGCCAAGAGGUAGGAGAUCAAAGUAAAAAUGUAGUGGUAGAUGCUGAAGAGCUAAGUAACAAUUACUCUUUUGAGCCAGCAGUAAAAGUUAUUGAGAAAACAACAACAGAGAGUAUUGACCUUCAAAAAUUAUUACAAAGCAGGGAAUAUUUAAAAGUCAACAAGGCCUCCUGUACUCGAACAAUUUGAGUUUAACUGGCUUAUGCCUGCAAAAGUGCAAAAGCUUUCCCACUUGCAAAAUCUGUUAACACCAUUUAGCUCACCACAUUUGCCACCAAAUAUCACCUUGAGGAGUACUCUUGAGAAAGAGGAAUUUCAUAAAACCACCCAAGCAAGCUUUGACCACAUUGUAGGAGAAGAAAAAAAAAAAACCAACACACACACA
Messenger RNA from Falco peregrinus (peregrine falcon), 3040 nucleotides. RefSeq names its product rap1 GTPase-GDP dissociation stimulator 1-like. The record is from RefSeq and is a predicted model, not a curated record. The coding region runs from base 178 to 1731 and encodes 517 amino acids. Lineage: Eukaryota; Metazoa; Chordata; Aves; Falconiformes; Falconidae. Gene Ontology annotation, biological process: positive regulation of GTPase activity. The transcript is spliced from 13 exons. Gene Ontology annotation, cellular component: cytosol. Gene Ontology annotation, molecular function: protein binding; guanyl-nucleotide exchange factor activity.